Messenger RNA from Drosophila rhopaloa, 3650 nucleotides. RefSeq names its product protein masquerade (gene mas). Lineage: Eukaryota; Metazoa; Arthropoda; Insecta; Diptera; Drosophilidae. Gene Ontology annotation, biological process: proteolysis. Gene Ontology annotation, molecular function: serine-type endopeptidase activity. The record is from RefSeq and is a predicted model, not a curated record.
UUUCGCAAGGUGCAGUCGCGUCGUGAUCGUGGUCCAGAUACAAGAUACAAGAUACAAGAUAUACAAAAAAAGAGAUACUGAAAACCCGAGGAUCGUUCUAUUUCUGAAAAACCUUUAUUCUUGGUAAGAAAUGAGCACGUGCUGACCAUGUUGGACCAUCACAAAAUGCAAAGGUUCCCCAAUACAAUGAGCCGCUUUGUUCUGCCCCUGAUCUUCAGCAUUUUGCUGGUCAGUAAGCCAUCGCCUUCGCAGGCCCAGGAUGAAUCCCUGGCUGGCAGUUUUCUAUCAGGUCUUUUGGAUACCAUAACCAGCACAGCUGAUGCCAAGGAUUGUCCUGGAGUUUGUGUCCACACUUUGGCUACGUUGAUUUGCUACGAAGUUCUAGAGGAUGUGGCCUGUCCCUCGGCCAGCAUGAAGUGCUGUAUUGAGAAUGCUCCAGCUGGUAAAAAUACAACUGCUGUGAGGGCGACAACAACGCCCAAAACCACAACCACUGCCAGCACCACUACCACUCAGAGGACAACGACUACUCAGGCCACCACUAGCACCACCAAGCGCACCACCACAACUAGUACCACCCCGAAACCAAAGCCCAAACCACAGACCAAGAGACCAGCCACUAGCUCCACCACAAAAGCCACAGCAGCCACUACUAAGAAGCCCAGCACCACCAAGAAAGUGGCCACUGCCAAACCCAAGGACAAAGAGGAGGCCACCAAAGCUGAUGAUGCUAACAAAGACUGCACUGGAGUUUGUGUGGCGGAUCGCAUAGCGGAAUACUGUGAGGCUUAUUUGACCAGCGAUGGAUUGUGCAAGGAGGGCACCAAGUGCUGCGUCUCCCUGGACGAGUACUCCAAUGGCAAGCUGCCCAAGGACAUCUAUAUUCCAGCCAAACACAUGAGCAACCUGAAGCCAAACCAGACCCUUUCCGAGAAGUCGGCUCCCUCGAAGAGUAGUUCCACUACUUCGACCAGUAGCACCACUACCACCAGUACCACCACCACUCCGGAACCGGCCAGAACCAAUGGCAAUACCUCCCCAAAGCCCAGCAAGCACAAGAAGCAUCCGACCACGACCACCACGGAGGCGACUGAAGAUGAGGAGGAUCAGGAGACGGAGGAGGACGGCGAGGAGGAGGAGCCGCCACUGAGCAACAAACUGAAAUCGGGACAGGGACAGGGUCAGGUGCUGAAGGAAUGCGAGGGCGAGUGCAUGAAUGGGAUAUUCGCCAUCUUCUGCGACGACAUCGAUUCGGAGGCAUUUUGUCCCGGUGAAGGAAGCUGUUGUGUGACGGGAAGUGCUUCGGAGGCGCCACCCGCCUCCAAGGCCCCGCCCACCAAGCCGGCCAUCAAACAUGCACCCAAACCAGCGGCCAAGCCCGCCCGUCCCGCCUCUCCACCUCCACCACCCCCGUCCAUCUCCGGAGGAGGAGGAGGAGGUGGUGACUUCCUCUCCCAGAUUAUAUCCUUUGCGGAGAGCACUCUCAAUUCCCCAGCCCCUCCGCCACCCCCUCCCGCUCCCGUUCAAGUGCCCCGCUGUCCAGGAUUCUGUCUGCUCAACAUUAUGGCCGCCUUCUGCGAGAGACCCUCGGUGCUGGUCUCCACACCCACCACCUGUGCCAAGGGAUCCGUCUGCUGCGACAACUCAAGAGCCGGAGCUCCGAAGCCCAAACUGCCACCGCCCACGCCCUCGCCCACUGCCCCGCCCACCGCUCCGCCCUAUGUCUUGCCCAACACUCCGAGUCCGGAUCCACGAGAGGAAUGCCCCGGCUCCUGCAUCGUCAGCCUACUCAGCUUCACUUGCUUCAAAAACGCCGAGAUGACUGACAUGUUCCGAUGCAAGCGUUCCGGCCAGAGUUGCUGUGCGCCCAAGAGCAAGAUCCUGGAGAAGCAGCAGUUCCAGACGCGCAACGAUACCGCCUACUACCCGGCCCCGCCCCCACCGCCCAUUGGCCCACCGCAAGCGUAUCCGCCGCAGUCGCCGCCGUACUCCUACAUGAACAACCAACAGCCGCAGGGACCACCACCCCAGAUGGCACCACACCACCCCAAUCCCUAUCAGCCAGGACCUCCGCCACCGGCACCCAACUACGGGGAUUACUAUCCAGUUUCUGGACCAGGUCUUCAGGGUGGACUUCCACCACAACCCCAGCCACCUAUGACCACGCCACCGACGACGACGACCACGACGACGACUCCACGGCCACAUGUCUACUCCAAGUAUGUGUGUGGAGUCAAGGGAACUCUCAGGACAGGCAGAUCCCAGGCACUCUCCUUGGUGUCCUACGCCCGUGCCAAGUAUGGAGUCCACCGAACCGCUCGCCAAAUGACCUCCGCCGCCGGAUACAGUGGAAACUUCAACAAGUCCAACGAGCGAUUGGUCCUCGGAUCCGCCAUUGUGCCCAUCCAGAUCCACAAUGACAAGCUGGGCGACCUCGUCGAAUCGAGCAGUCUGCAGAGCAACCAACUCCGUUCGUAUCACAACCACCAGGAAUCGCCGGAUCAACCGGAGCUGGUUUAUCCGGAGUACUACCAACAGCGAUCUCUGUACGGACUUCAGUCCAAUUUCAGUGGACGCAGGAGGGCACGAGUGGUGGGCGGCGAGGAUGGAGAAAACGGGGAGUGGUGCUGGCAGGUGGCCCUGAUCAACUCCCUCAAUCAGUACCUCUGCGGAGCGGCGCUCAUCGGCACCCAGUGGGUCCUUACUGCUGCCCAUUGUGUUACCAACAUUGUUCGUUCUGGAGAUGCCAUUUAUGUGCGCGUAGGCGACUACGAUCUGACCAGGAAAUACGGCAGUCCAGGAGCUCAAACCCUUCGCGUGGCCACCACGUACAUCCAUCACAACCACAAUAGCCAGACUUUGGACAACGAUAUUGCCCUGCUGAAGCUGCAUGGACAGGCGGAACUCCGGGAUGGAGUGUGUUUGGUGUGUCUUCCGGCGCGAGGAGUCAGUCACGCGGCGGGCAAGCGAUGCACAGUGACGGGAUACGGAUACAUGGGAGAAGCUGGACCCAUUCCACUGCGCGUGCGUGAGGCGGAGAUUCCGAUUGUGAGCGACACGGAGUGCAUCCGAAAGGUCAAUGCCGUGACGGAGAAGAUCUUCAUCCUGCCCGCGUCCAGUUUCUGUGCUGGCGGAGAGGAGGGACACGAUGCCUGCCAGGGCGAUGGAGGUGGUCCACUGGUCUGCCAGGAUGAUGGAUUCUUCGAGCUGGCCGGCCUCGUGUCCUGGGGAUUCGGAUGCGGACGCCAGGAUGUGCCCGGCGUCUAUGUGAAGACGUCCUCGUUCAUCGGCUGGAUCAACCAGAUCAUCAGCGUGAACAACUUAUAGUGAGGAUAGUCUCGCAUAGGACACACAGACACCAUGUGCGGGAGGAACCCCGCUCUUGUGGCGAUUUCCUGGCCCGGAAUAGCCUACGAUUGUCCCCAGGGGUUCCCGCUCUUCGACUGCUAACGUAAACCCAUCCUAGUGUAAUCUAUUCAUACCUAACCCUAACUCUAAUGGCUCGAAACCCAGAAAGCAACUAUAUUAACUAUUACGAUUAUCGGUAGCGUAGACGGCAAUCUUUAAAAGUAUUCCCCUAUUUGAUAACGCCCUAUGGUAAACUGUUUUUGUAUAUAUAGUACAAAAUAAAUACAAAAAAUCUUCAGUUA